ACCAAGUUGAAUUAAAGCUUAUAUGGAAGGAGGGUCAAGCUCAAAAACCCUAGAAAAGGUCGACAUGCAAAAAGGUCGGCAGAAACCUGGCUCUUGGCAUCCGAACGUCGAGCCAUUUUUCCCAAGGACUGAUCACAACCCAAGAGAAUUGAAAUCUUGGGCCAAGAGAACUGGUUUCAAUCCCCACUUUUCAGGAGAAGCAGCUACCAGUGUCAGCGAGAGGUACCCCAUUGAGAAGAAUGACGGUGCUGGGCUUGAUUUAGAGAGAGGUCUGGAUUGGAGAGGUGAGUCUUCUCCGAAAAUUGAAAUUUAUCCGAUUUUGGGUCGUACUAGGGAGAACAGAGGAUCUGAAACUGAGCCUGUUUCUGUUCCUGGGAAUGGGAGGAAGCAUGGAAGUGAUGCUGGUAACGGUUUGAGGAACGAACCAGCGAUAGUUGAACCACAGAAGAGAAGAAAUGAGCCUAUUGUGGCUUCAAAGGAAGACGACAAGAAAGAUGGUUAUAACGGGAAUGACAUAGCAGGUGGGAGUGGGCAGGAAGCUCCAGCAAUUCCUCCAAUUGCAAAACCCAAGGAAGAUGACAACAAGACCAAUAGGGGAGUGGAAAUUGAUGUUUCUCCCGAGAUUCCAGAAACUUGUUCCGGGGGAUGGCUCAGACCAUCUGGUAUGAAGUGUGGACUCAGAGAAAACCCCGGUCCUGUCCCUCUUAUGUAUUAUGGUUUACAGCACUAUUUAUCAUUGGCCGCCUCACUUAUUUUCAUUCCCUUAGUCAUGGUACCAGCAAUGGGUGGAACAGAUAAGGAUACUGCUACUGUGAUUUCCACAAUGCUCUUGGUCUCUGGUAUUACAACAAUACUACACUCCUACUUUGGUACUCGACUUCCUUUAAUUCAAGGGGGUUCAUUCGUAUAUCUUGCUCCAGCUUUAGUUAUCAUGAACUCUCCAGAUUACCGAAAUCUUACUGAACAUAAAUUUAGGCAGAUAAUGAAGGAAUUACAAGGGGCUAUAAUUGUUGGUUCAAUUUUCCAGAGCUUCCUGGGAUACACCGGUCUCAUGUCUCUUCUUCUGAGGUUGAUAAACCCAAUUGUGGUUGCACCAACAAUUGCUGCAGUAGGUUUAGCAUUUUUUUCCUAUGGAUUUCCUCAAGCUGGUAGUUGUGUGGAAAUCAGCAUUCCCCAAAUACUUCUAGUUAUUAUUUUCAGUCUGUACCUUCAAGGGGUUUCCAUAUUUGGGCAUCGGAUAUUCCGAGUCUAUGCGGUUCCCCUUAGUGUUGCAAUCAUUUGGGCAUAUGCAUUCUUUAUGACAGCUGGUGGAGCGUACAACUACAAAGGCUGCGGCACCAACAUACCUAGUUCAAACAUCUUAUCUGAUGAAUGUAGAAAACAUGCAUUUACCAUGAAGCAUUGUCGAACAGAUGUGUCCAGUGCAUGGAUAAAUUCUGCUUGGGUUCGAGUUCCUUACCCUUUACAGUGGGGCAUUCCUACAUUCCACCUGAGGACUUCCAUUAUUAUGAUCAUUGUGUCAAUAGUUACAACAGUGGAUUCGGUUGGAACAUAUCACGCUGCAUCUUUACUAGUUAAUUCAAGGCCCCCAACACCAGGAAUUGUUAGCAGAGGAAUAGGACUGGAAGGCAUUUGUAGUAUACUGGCUGGACUGUGGGGUACGGGCAGUGGUUCAACAACAUUGACAGAGAAUUUGCAUACCAUUGACAUUACAAAAGUGGCAAGUCGGAAAGCUGUGGAACUUGGGGCAGUGUUGUUGAUUUUAAUUUCAUUUAUAGGAAAAGUGGGUGCCCUUCUAGCUUCAAUACCACAAGCUUUGGCAGCUUCUGUACUUUGUUUUGUGUGGGCUCUGAUAGUGGCAUUGGGUCUAUCGACAUUGCAGUACGUUCAAGCCGCAAGCUUUAGAAACAUAACGAUAGUUGGUGUUUCGUUGUUCCUAUCUUUAUCCAUUCCUGCAUAUUUCCAACAGUAUCAACCAGAUUCCAGCUUUAUACUGCCAAGUUAUUUUGUUCCUUAUGCAGCAGCAUCUGAUGGACCGGUUCACACUGGCAGUAGAGAACUCGAUUUUGCUAUAAAUGGUCUUCUGUCCCUUAACAUGGUGGUGGCAUUCUUGGUGGCGUUUAUACUGGACAACACUGUUCCUGGCAAUCAGAAAGAACGGGGAGUGUACAUGUGGUCAAGUGCCGAAGAUCUGGCAAACGACUCAUCUCUCCUUGCAGAUUAUUCCCUUCCAAGAAAAGUUGGCCAGUUUUUUGCUUGGGCAAAAUGUGUUCGUGCAUGACAUGUCCUGACAUUUAGCACUUAGCAGUGGCCAGUAUUUGUGUUUUUGGUGAAAUUGCCACUGUUUACAUCAAGUAUUGGAGAGGGUAUACUUAUCCUCAUUUGUUACACUGUACUGAAUAAAGGAACGAUUUGGUGUUCCUUUCCUACAUGUAAGAUAAAAAUGGGUGUUCACAUUAAAUGGUCAAACACAAAUUCUUUUGGAG
This is a messenger RNA of Telopea speciosissima, 2486 nucleotides long. Its product is annotated as nucleobase-ascorbate transporter 11-like. Gene Ontology annotation, molecular function: transmembrane transporter activity. Gene Ontology annotation, biological process: transmembrane transport. Gene Ontology annotation, cellular component: plasma membrane. NCBI's taxonomy places the organism in Eukaryota, Viridiplantae, Streptophyta, Magnoliopsida, Proteales, Proteaceae. The record is from RefSeq and is a predicted model, not a curated record. The transcript has 10 exons. Bases 23 to 2281 code for a protein of 752 amino acids.